AGAUGACAACAUCGCCAUAGUUGGGAGUGAAACGGGAAGUUGAGUCACGGUCACAGUGCUUUGUCUUUACCUCAAAAUUCGAUAAGAUAAGCCAGAUAAAGCGUUAGGAAGUUAAUAAAUAGACACAAUGCCUGCCUGUAUUCCUAUGCCAGACAACAUGCCCGCCCUGUGCGAGAACUGGGACGCGGGCGAGAGGAGAAAUUUCAUCGCUUCUGUGGUUUCGGGAACACUGUUUGCAGUCGGGUGGUGGUGCAUAAUUGACGCAGCGACCCAGUACCCAAGCAAUGAUCAGUUCAAUCAUGCCUAUCACGUGUGCGGGGUCAUUGCUACAAUUGCCAUGUUCAUGGUUAACUCAGUGAGCAAUGGGCAAGUGCGAGGGGACAUGUAUACGGACGGAUGCAUGGGUCCCCUCGGUGCGCGUAUCUGGCUCUUCCUUGGUCUCAUGCUUAGUUUCGGCUCCCUCAUUGCUGCCUGCUGGAUCCUCUUUGGGGGAUAUGUCAUUCCAAAGAGUGCAUUCUUCUGGCCUGGUGUUGCUGUAUUCCUCCAAAACAUGUUCAUCUUCUUCAGCUCAGUCAUCUAUAAAAUUGGACGUUCCGAAGACAAUUGGGGUUAAAGAGGUGGUUCAGAGCAGUGGGUGUGCGAUUGCUGUUAAUGAAAUUGGGAUGUAUUGGUGUCUUAAUUGUCACGUGCAGGCUGAAUCUGUGAAGAGUUUUGAAUUGGAAGGUUUUUAGUUUAGUGCUGUUGCUAUGGUAUGCAACAUUCUUAUGUAUGUCCAUUUUUUAGUCUAUUUCAUUUUGUGUAAUGCAUUUUUAUGAAUGACAUUGUCUUCUGUAUAUUGCUGAUUGGUGUCUCAUCAGCCUAAUUAUUUUUUCUUAUAUAUUUUGUCAGAAAUAAUAAUUUUUUUUAAUAGAAAAGAGAAACUAGAGCCUAACAGAUGUAAAAGGAAGAAAUGUUUUACUAUUUAUUUUUAGGUUUGGAACAAGAUGGUGAUUUAUACCCUUAACAGUGAUUGUAAGCUUUUAUUAACUCAUAUGGUUUUAGACGUAUUCUGUAUGGAAAUUUGUUCCUUAUUAAAAAAAAAUGGAUAGUGGAGUUAACUUGAUGUUUCAUAGUAAAAGUAUACUCAUUUCAUAAUUUUCCUUCAUUACUAAUUGAUGCAAAGUAAGUAGGCUAGCUUACCUCAUUUACUUAUUUGUUUAGUGUUCCAUAAUGUCUUGAAAAGGAUGGACAGGUCACACUCAAGUUACAUUUGUUUUGUUUCUCCACCUGUGAUCAUUCUGUAUGUAGCCAUAGCUUUAGUGUGUUCAGUUUUUGUAUGUGUAUACAGUAAGUGUCCACAUAUUUUCUGCAUUGUGUUGUGAUGUGAAAGAUUCAUGUUUUAUAGGGUAUGGAUAUAUAGGUGAGGAAAAGACCUUUUAACUCCAUUAAAAAAAAAAAAAAAAAAAUCUUACCAGGUGGCAAUGCAUGUUAAUGGUAUCUGAAGCAUGUGUGUUACUUCUCAUUGUACCCAUACAACCCUCUGCUGAUAAAUUUUUCUUUAAUACAUGUCGAAGGCCACAUUCCAUAGAGAAAAUAUAUCAAGUGUCAGUUGCUUCAGUUUAGAGUUUUAUGGAAGAUGUUCUCCUUUUUGAAAAAUAUUUAUUUCGAGCUUAUAUUUCGUGCAGAAAAAAAUCAAGGAAGCAAAUUACUAUGUUCAUAAUCUUGAUAGUUCUAUCUAGGAUGAACAAAUGUGUGAAAUUGCUUUGGUUCAGCUUUGGGCUAUGGAUAUAGACAUACAGGAAUACAUGUAUUUAUAAGGCAAAAUCCUUUGUACUUCAUUGUGAGAGAAUGACAGACUUCUGUAGAUAGCUAUUCAAUAUAUCUCUUAUCUAUA
Penaeus vannamei (Pacific white shrimp) is the source of this 1873-nucleotide messenger RNA. The record is from RefSeq and is a predicted model, not a curated record. Lineage: Eukaryota; Metazoa; Arthropoda; Malacostraca; Decapoda; Penaeidae.